Messenger RNA from Cuscuta epithymum, 4907 nucleotides. Lineage: Eukaryota; Viridiplantae; Streptophyta; Magnoliopsida; Solanales; Convolvulaceae. The record is from the annotation of a GenBank genome assembly.
GAAAUGUGUAACAGAUUAACGGGUUUCAAGACAAAGGGCAAAGUUGGGAGAAACAAAUUAACGACCCCCUCUGUUUUGUCAUUCGUGGCUGCUCUGCAUGUUCCAUGUAGUUGUUAUUAGCUAAUUGCACGCAUAUACAGAAUCACAAACUAACAAACAAAACUAACUCCCCGCCCCUUUCUGCAGAGAAAAUCCGCCAGCGCCAUUGCCAUUUCCAUCCACUCCCGAUUUGAGAAGAGGGAGCCAAAAUCGCAUGAAACUGGAAAAUUUUCAAAGGAUUUUUUCUUAGCACCUUCGACAGCAGCUUUCUGGUGUAAUAGACAAUGUAAAAUCUAUCGACGAUCUUCUUGCUUGAUCUGGAUUUGGAAAGAUGAGUGUUGUGUCCUCGAUUGUGGUUGGAUCUCAUGUUUGGGUUGAAGAUCCUGAGGUAGCUUGGAUUGAUGGGAAUGUGUUGGAAGUCGAUGGCGAGGACAUUAAAGUAAACUGUACAUCAGGGAAGACGGUUAUAGCCAAGGCAUCUAAUGUCUACCCAAAAGACACUGAAGCUCCUUCUGGUGGUGUGGAUGAUAUGACAAAGCUUGCCUAUCUGCAUGAACCAGGAGUUUUGGAGAACUUAAAAUGCAGAUAUGCCUUCAAUGAAAUUUAUACUUACACAGGUAACAUAUUGAUCGCUGUGAACCCUUUUAAAAGGCUGCCUAAUCUAUAUGGAAAAGAUGUGAUGGAACAGUAUAAAGGAGCUGUGUUUGGAGAACUUAGCCCCCAUCCCUUUGCUAUUGCAGAUGCUGCUUACAGGCAGAUGGUGAAUGAUGGGAUAAGCCAGUCAAUUUUGGUUAGUGGAGAAAGCGGAGCUGGCAAGACCGAAAGCACAAAAAUGCUUAUGCAGUACCUUGCUUAUAUGGGAGGUAGAGCUGCUUCUGCUGAGGGGAGGUCUGUCGAACAGAAAGUCCUUGAGUCAAAUCCCGUUCUUGAAGCAUUUGGAAAUGCAAAAACAGUGAGAAACAACAAUUCAAGUCGCUUCGGUAAAUUCGUUGAGAUUCAAUUUGACAAAAGGGGAAGAAUUUCUGGUGCUGCUAUCAGAACAUAUCUGCUGGAAAGAUCUCGUGUUUGUCAAGUGUCCGAUCCUGAAAGAAAUUACCACUGCUUCUACAUGCUUUGUGCUGCACCACCUGAGGAUGUUGAAAAAUACAAAAUGGAAAACCCUAGGAAAUUUCACUAUCUGAACCAAUCCAACUGCUACGAAUUGGAUGGAUUGGAUGAAUCUAAAGAAUACCUUGCUACUAGGAGGGCUAUGGAUGUUGUAGGAAUCAGUCCUGAAGAGCAGGAUGCAAUUUUUAGAGUAGUGGCUGCAAUACUUCACUUGGGUAACAUUGAGUUUGAAAAGGGAAAUGACCCUGAUUCUUCAGAACCCAAGGAUGAUCAAUCUCGUUACCAUCUUAAGGUUGUAGCUGAACUUUUCAUGUGUGAUGAGAAGUCAAUCGAGAACUCCUUGUGCAAACGCAUCAUGGUAACUCGUGAUGAGACUAUAACAAAGUCCCUUGAUGCACAAGCUGCUGCGAUCAGUAGGGAUGCUCUGGCAAAAACGGUCUAUUCUAGACUAUUUGAUUGGCUUGUGGACACGAUAAACAAUUCCAUUGGUCAAGAUCUUGAUUCCAACCAUUUAAUUGGAAUUCUGGAUAUUUAUGGAUUUGAGAGUUUCAAGACAAACAGUUUUGAGCAAUUCUGUAUCAACUUGACAAAUGAAAAACUGCAACAACAUUUCAACCAGCAUGUCUUCAAGAUGGAGCAAGAAGAGUAUACAAAGGAAGAAAUUGAUUGGAGUUACAUAGAGUUUGUUGAUAACCAGGAUAUUCUUGAUCUCAUAGAAAAGAAGCCCGGGGGAAUCAUUGCUCUUCUGGAUGAGGCCUGCAUGUUCCCGAGGUCAACACAUGAGACCUUUUCUGAAAAGCUCUACCAGACCUUCAAAGAUCACAAGCGUUUCAGCAAGCCAAAAUUAUCACGGACUGACUUCACUGUUUGCCAUUAUGCUGGCGAUGUGACGUACCAAACUGAUUUAUUUUUGGAUAAGAACAAAGAUUAUGUUAUUCCGGAGCAUCAGGAACUCCUCAGUGCUUCAAGGUGUUCCUUUAUCUCAGGCUUGUUCCCACCCUUAGCUGAAGACACUUCUAAAUCAUCCAAGUUCUCCUCUAUUGGUACCAGAUUUAAGCAACAAUUGCAAGCAUUGCUUGAGACACUCAGUGCCACAGAGCCUCACUACAUUCGUUGUGUUAAGCCAAAUAAUCUUCUAAAGCCAGAGAUAUUUGAGAAUCAAAAUGUACUUCAGCAGCUUCGAUGUGGGGGAGUUAUGGAGGCAAUUAGGAUAAGCUGCGCUGGGUUCCCUACUCGGAAACCGUUUGAUGAAUUUGUUAUUCGUUUUCGUAUCCUUGUUCCUGAGAUUCCGAGUGAUAGUUACGAUGAGAUUGCAGUUUGCAAAAGAAUUUUAGAGAAGGCUGGUCUAAAAGGUUAUCAGAUUGGCAAGACAAAGGUGUUUCUUAGAGCUGGUCAGAUGGCAGAAUUAGAUGCUCACAGAAAUGAGGUCCUUGGAAGGUCUGCAUGCACUAUCCAGAAAAAUGUCCGCAGAUAUUAUACCCGCAAAAGUUUUAUCCUGCUGCAGGGUUCAGCCAUACAAAUCCAAGCUGUAUGCAGAGGUCAACUUGCUCGCAUCCUCUAUGACCGCAAGAGGAAGGAAGCAGCUUCUCUGAUGAUCCAGAAGUAUGCACGAAUGCACCUUUCAAGGAAAUCUUAUAGGUUGCUGUGGGAUUCAGCCAUUUUAAUACAGACAGGGUUGCGCCAAAGGGCCGCUCAUAAUGAGUUCAAAUAUAGAAAAGAAACAAAAGCUGCCAUUUUAAUUCAGAGACAUUGCCGUGGACACUUGGCACACCUUUAUUAUAGGAGGGUUGAAAAAGCUGCAAUUUCCACACAAUGUGCAUGCAGGGUAACACUUGCCAAAAGAGAACUACUCAUGCUUAAAAUGGCUGCAAAAGAAGCAGAUGCUCUGCAAAAGCAAGUUGAAGAGCUAACUGAGCAAUUACAAUUGGAGAAGCAAAUGAGGGCUGAAAUGGAGGAAUCCAAAAGCCAGGAAAUUUCCGAACUGCAGUCUGCAUUAGAAGAAAUGAAGAUUCAGUUAGAAGAAUCCAAAAGGUUGAUCAAUCAGGUAGAAAAUAUUGAAAAUGUUGCUGGUAAUGACCAGGACAAAACCUUGGAAAAUGCAAAAAUACAGUUACCAGGAAAGACAGCUGAACAAGCGCCUUUUCCAAAAGUGGUCAAGGUUGAUGAUCAUGAUGAUCAAGAAAUGAUCAAUAAACUUAUUGCUGAAAAUGUGAAGCUUAAGGCUUUAGUUACUUCACUAGAGAAGGAAGUUGAUGAGACAAACAAACUUAGUGAAGAGAGGUUGAAGCAGGUUAUGGAGGCAGAAUCCAAAGUAAUUGAUUUAAAGACCAACAUGCAGAGGAUUAAUGAGAAACUUUUGGAUAUGGAAACUGAAGUCCAGAUACUCCGACAAGAAGCAUUGUUGAAUCCGGAGUCCAGAAGAACGUCAGAACAUCUUACAGUAGUCCAUGAGCUUUCAGCAAAUGGUGACCGAGAAUCUGAAAUGGUAUCACCUAGUGAAUCUGAUAAAGAGCUGAGCAGAUCCCAAAACGAGAGGCAGCGGGAGAAUGUUGAUAUUAUUAUUAGAUGUACAUCUGGAUAUCUUGGCUUCAGUGAAGGAAAACCAGUUGCAGCGUUUACAAUAUACAAAUGCCUUCUUCAUUGGAAAUCCUUUGAAGCAGAGAAAACUAAUGUAUUUGACCGCCUUAUCCAGAUGAUUGGUGCUGCUAUAGAGGAUGAGUCAGACAAUGAUCACAUAGCAUAUUGGCUGUCAAACACAUCUAUGCUGUUGUUUCUGCUUCAACAGACACUAAAGGCUACUGCUUCGACUCCUCUUCAACCUUCCCAACCAACAUCCUUUUUUGGAAGGGUGUUUAGGUCAUCUUUCACUUCAUCCAGCCUUUCAAUUCGAGGGCUUGAUAGCAUCCGGCUGGUUGAAGCAAAGUAUCCUGCUUUGCUAUUCAAGCAACAGCUCACUGCCUAUGUAGAGAAGAUCUAUGGAAUCCUUAGAGAUAACAUGAAAAGGGACCUUUCACAACUACUUUCUACAUGUAUCCAGGUUCCUCAAACAAAUGGAAACUCGCCAACCACUCCAUGGCAAAGCAUCACUGGGAGUCUUAAUGGGCUUCUUAAAGCACUGAAAGGAAAUUAUGUGUUUCCCUUUCUAAUCCAGAAUAUUUUUGCGCAAGUUUUUUCACACAUGGAUGUACAAUUAUUUAACAGCCUCCUUAGCAAAGAUGACUGCAUUAACUUAAAAAAUGGGGAAUAUAUCAAAAGCGGGUUGGAUGAAUUAGAAAGUUGGUGUGAACAGGCAACUAAAGAGUAUGUCGGUUCCUCUUGGGAUGAAUUGAAGCAUGUAAGGCAAGCUGUAGGAUUCUUGGUUCUGCAGGACAAAGCGAAAGUUUCCUACAAUGACCUGACAACUGACUUGUGCCCAAUUCUGAGUAGCCAUCAGCUGUAUAGAAUAUGUGCGCAUUGCUCGGAUGAGAACAAUACUGAAACUGUGUCCCCAGAUGUAAUUUCCAACAUCAAGGUACUAUUAGCAUCAGAAGGUUCAGAAGACACCAGCAGUAAAUCUUAUUUGUUGGAUGAAAAUUUGAGCAUCCCCUUCUCAGCUGAUGGCCUUAAGAUUUCCCUCAAGGAUAUUGAUUUUAUUGGGGUAAAACCUGCUGAAGAACUGCUUGAGAAUCCUUCCUUUGAAUUUCUACGUGAAUAAUUACAGUAGCACUUUUCUUCAUAAAUAUUAUCAAAACACCAGCCAAAGGUUUUCCAUAUAUGCAUAU